Molecule: messenger RNA, 777 nt
Organism: Diversispora eburnea
Lineage: Eukaryota; Fungi; Glomeromycota; Glomeromycetes; Diversisporales; Diversisporaceae
Source: the annotation of a GenBank genome assembly
AUGUCGUACUAUCCGACUUUAAUUAAAAUAUUAAACUUGGUCGCAUAUCUUUUCCUAGCGGUUUUUGUUACCGAACCAGAAUUUCGAUUUGAAAAUCAUGAUAUUAUUAUACUCCCAUAUUCUUAUGUCUUUUAUAUUUGGAAUUUAAUUCAUUGGUUAUUAAGUAUAUUCCUUGUCUACCAAUUUAUUGAUACUGCCAACGACAUAAUUGUUAAGGGAAUUAGUUGGCGAUUUGUUUGUGUUGCAAUAUUAAAUGUCAUAUGGUUAAUGCUUGUGGUCACCGAACGAUUGGGGUUAGCAUUGAUUACGAUUCUAAUUGUAGCAUAUCAACUUAGUUUUAUUUAUCAUAACUUAAAAGUUAAUUAUCCUCCUCAAAAUCGUUUUGAUGCGGUAUUCAUUCAUCUACCAUUUAAUCUUUAUCAACCUUGGAUUUUAAUAAUUGUAAUAAUAAAUACAUUUGCCGCAUUUCUUCCUGAUAAACCUGAUAAAGGAGAUGAAAAUCAAGAUAUUGAAACUUAUAUUAUAGUUUUGGGAGUAAUCAGUUUAAUAAUUUUAAAUGUGAUAACAAUAUUUUAUCAAAGAAUUUAUCAAGAUUUAAUUGCCGCCAGUGUUAUAACGAUAGUUUUGUAUGGAAUUGCUAUUCAACAAAGUGAGGUGGAAAUUAUUUAUUGGUCCUCCAUAAUUCUGGCGAUAAUGAAUACUAUUGGUAUUUUUUCAACUUAUUUAAGAAAACGGAUGCGUCAAAGAAUGGAAGAAGGUGCUCCUUUAUUAGGAUAA